AUGAGAACGAGUGCUCCAGCCCCACCGCCUGCGGCUCUGCCUCCUGCUACAACACCCUGGGGAGCUUCAAGUGCGUCUGUCCCUCCGGCUUCGACUUCGACCAAGCCUUUGGUGGGUGCCAGGACGUGGACGAGUGCUCGGCAGGAGGCAGCCCCUGCAGCUAUGGUUGCUCCAACACGGAUGGGGGGUACCUCUGCGGCUGCCCCGGGGGCUACUUCCGAGCAGGACAAGGGCAUUGCAUUUCUGGCUUGGGUUUUGGGAAGGGUCCCUACCUUCCUGCCCCUCAAGAGGAGGAUGAAGACAACCUGCUGUCCCCUGAGACCUGCUAUGAGUGCAAGAUCAACGGGUACCCCAAGAGGGGCCGGCAGCGGCGCAGCCUCAACGGCACCGAGCAGCAGCAGGCUCACCCCGUGAACUUGGCCAGCAUGGACGUGGACUCUCCUCUCUCCAUGACCCUCAACCUCUCCGACCUGGCUCACAAGGAGCACAUCCUGGAGCUCCUGCCGGCCGUGGAGCCUCUGGAGAACCGGGUGAAGUACCUCAUCUCCCACGGCAACCAGGACGGCUUCUUCCGAAUCCACCAGAGGGAGGGGUUGAGCUACCUCCACCUGGCCAGGAAGAGCAUCGUGCCGGGCACCUACCUGCUGGAGAUCGUCAGCGUGCCCCUCUACCGCAAGAGGGAACUGCAGAAACUCCAAGCCAAGAACCACCUCGACUACUUGGCGGGGGAGCUGGGCCGAGCACUGAGGAUGAAGCUCCAGCUCCAGCUCUACUAA
This is a messenger RNA of Merops nubicus (carmine bee-eater), 776 nucleotides long. Its product is annotated as fibrillin-2-like. The annotation marks the transcript as partial. Lineage: Eukaryota; Metazoa; Chordata; Aves; Coraciiformes; Meropidae. The transcript is spliced from 3 exons. Gene Ontology annotation, molecular function: calcium ion binding. The record is from RefSeq and is a predicted model, not a curated record.